UCUUUACGCAUCCCCAAAGAGAUGGACAUCGUAACCGUGGUGUUGCUGACGAUAGUGCUUCUGCUCGUUCUGCUCGAGUUGCGUGUGCAAUUUUCGAUUCCAUACCGUGCAGGGAAAAAGUAUCCUGGCCCUAAAGCACUUCCGUUGCUUGGCAACGCACACAACCUACUCUUCAACGAUCAACAGCGCACGUUCCAGCUGCCCCGUCGUUGGGCGGCACUGUACGGUGACACGUACAGGAUACUGGUCCGGGGUUUGCUCAACCUAAACGCCAUCCAGGCGAAGGAUGUCGAACCGUUGCUCUCGAACCCGAAGCUCAUCGAUAAGGGACUGAUCUAUAGUUUGCUGCACGAUUUCCUCGGUAUUGGGUUGCUCAACAGUACCGGCUCGAAAUGGCAACAUCGGAGGCGCAUUUUGACGCCCGCGUUUCACUUCAACAUUUUGCCCAGCUUUUUGCUCACGUUCCAGGAAGAGUGUCGCAAUUUGGUAGCGCAGUUGGGACAGUACGCCGAUAAGGGUGCGCCAGUCGCGCUGCAACCGGUGGCAACCAAAUUCACCCUCAACACGAUUUGUGAAACGGCCAUGGGCAUAAAGCUGGACUCGAUGACGCUGGCGAACGAGUACCGUAGCAGGAUUGAAGCAAUCGGUACCAUGCUGCUCCAGCGGCUGAUGAAUCCCUGGCUGUUCGAGGAGUUCAACUAUAAGAUCACCGGAUUGCAUGCCAAAUUUAAGAAGCUUCUUCAACCGGUGCACGCAUUCACCAGGUCAAUCAUACAGCAGCGCCGUGAGCUGUUUCACCAGAACAUCCAAAACAUUGGUGACUUCACGGAGGAGAACAUUUAUACGAACAUUAAGCAACGGUACGCCAUGCUGGACACGUUGCUGGCCGCUGAAGCGAAGGAACAAAUCGACGAGGAAGGCAUCCGCGAGGAGGUAGAUACGUUUAUGUUCGAAGGACACGACACGACGUCGGCUGCGAUCAUCUUCACGCUACUCCUGAUUGCGCACAGCCCCGAGGUUCAGCAGCGUUUGUACGAGGAGCUACAGCAGAUCGUAUCCUCACGAUCGGAUUCCGACCACGAGGAGUUCACCCAGCGAGAGUACAACGAGCUGAAGUACAUGGAUAUGGUGUUGAAGGAGUCACUACGGUUGUACCCACCGGUUCCCUUCAUUUCUCGUAACAUCUCCGAGGACACGAUGUUUGGUGAUCGUCUCGUGCCGAAGGACACGCUGUUCAAUGUGCACAUUUUCGAUCUGCACCGUGACCCGGCUGUGUUUCCCGAUCCAGAGCGGUUCGAUCCGGAUCGCUUUUUACCGGAAAAUGUGGAAAAACGAAGCCCGUACGCGUACGUGCCGUUUAGUGCGGGCCCAAGGAACUGCAUCGGCCAACGGUUUGCAAUACUGGAGCUGAAGUCGGUACUGGUUGCGAUACUGAUGAGCUUCCGCGUGCUGCCGGUGACGAAACGCGAGGAUGUGGUCUUUGUGGCGGAUUUAAUUUUGCGCACUAAGGACCCAAUAAUGGUUAAAUUCGAACGGCGUUGUGCUUCAGGGCAACAAGCACGUUAGGUUUACUUUAAGGAUACUCAAGCCUUAUGGUGAGCAUGAAUAAAAGCAUAGUAUUAAGGCAGAGAAAUAAAACUGGGACAAACCCUGAGUGGGUAUGAU
Molecule: messenger RNA, 1665 nt
Organism: Anopheles nili
Lineage: Eukaryota; Metazoa; Arthropoda; Insecta; Diptera; Culicidae
Product: probable cytochrome P450 4ac1
Exons: 3
Coding region: 22-1566 (514 amino acids)
Molecular function (GO): iron ion binding; oxidoreductase activity, acting on paired donors, with incorporation or reduction of molecular oxygen; heme binding
Source: RefSeq, a predicted model, not a curated record